Papilio polytes (common Mormon) is the source of this 5533-nucleotide messenger RNA. RefSeq names its product GTPase-activating protein (gene RasGAP1). The record is from RefSeq and is a predicted model, not a curated record. Bases 490 to 4170 code for a protein of 1226 amino acids. The transcript is spliced from 17 exons. NCBI's taxonomy places the organism in Eukaryota, Metazoa, Arthropoda, Insecta, Lepidoptera, Papilionidae. Gene Ontology annotation, biological process: regulation of GTPase activity; intracellular signal transduction.
GGUAUACGACAGUUGUCUGUACACGAAUGUGCCGCCGCGCAAGCGCAAUGUCGUGACGUGACGUAAUUGUCCAUUCAUACUUUUUGUUCAUUCAUUUAGACUAAAUAUCUUAUUGACGAAGUGUUGUGAUAAUCAAGAUACUAUAUGAGACAUUAAACUACAUUAACUUGUGUUUUUACUGAUUCAAUUCAUGGUUGUGAAGUGAAAUCUGUGUAAUAAAUUUCCAAAAAGUGCAUUCAUUGAUGAAUUGGAGUGCAUGUAUCAAGCACAUGCGCAAUGCAAGUAUGAAUUCAUUCGAUUUCAAUUGCAUUGAAAACCGUCAUUUAUAUUUGGAGUUUUUAAAUCAAAACGUACGUUUUCACAUGUUCGGGUUUUAACUGUCCAGUUAACUCUAACUUGUUGAAAACAGGCUCAAGUAGAACAUUACGACACUCCGGAAGUGGCGGGACAAGCCGGCCGAGGGGCUCGUUCCGAAAGAGAUAACAGCGGAUGAAAGAGAUAAACAGUUAUGGAUUUAACAUGGCGGACGAAACGCGUAAAGUGCGAGUUGAAGAAAGAUUAAAAAUAAAGAUCGGUGAAGCAAAGAACUUGCCAGCUCGCAACAAUGGCGCGGCCUGCCAUCGAGACAUAUACUGUGUGCUGUCACUUGAUCAAGAAGAAAUAUUUCGCACGUCCACCAUGGAGAGAACACUUAAGAUAAUACGCCGUCCCUUUGUUAUACAAAGCAGAAGGCCGAGCGGCUUGAUGCUAACCACCAAGAACGGCCAGUGCGACCCCUUCGCUCUCGUCACACUACUCUACUCCAACGGACGGAGGGUCGAGAAGCGCACCAAGCCCAGAAAGAAAACCGUCAAUCCGCAGUUUGACGAAAUUUUCAGUUUUGAUCUCGUUAUGGAGGCUGACCCAAAGGACAGAGAUGGAUCUCAAUCGGCAGGCGUGGCGUGCGAGGCGCGCGUGUCGGUGUGGCACGACGGGGCCACGCCCGUCUUCCUCGGCGAGGUGCGGCUGCAGCUGCGCCAGCCUGAACCCUCGCCUAUGUGCGCCUGGUUCUUCCUGACGUCGCGUGCGGGCGGGGCGCUGUCGCGCGGCGCCACGCCCCCCGGCACGCGGCUGUCGGCGGCGGGCAGCGCCACGCUGGGCUCGCUGCGGCUGCUGCUGCAGUACACCGUCGACCAUGUCUUCCCCAUACACCACUACCGUCAACUGGAGGAACUCUUCCUAAGGAGUGUGCACCAGAAGCCAAUAACAGCGUCCGCCGUGUACAUCUUAGGAGAGAUAGUAUCGAGUAAGACGGACGCCGCGCAGCCGCUGGUGAGGCUGUUCACACACCACGAUCUCAUUGUACCCAUCGUUAAGGAGCUCGCGGAUGCUGAGAUUUCUGUACUCACCGACGCGACGACGAUAUUCCGCGGCAACACGCUGGUGUCGAAGAUGAUGGACGAGGCGAUGCGGCUGAGCGGCGCGUCGUACCUGCGCGUGUUCGGUGCGAUAACAUCGUCGUACGGCACGUGCCCGGCGGUGAUGUGCCGGCUGUUCGACGCGCUGCGGCAGUGUGCGGCGAGACACUUCCCAGCCAACGCGGAGGUGCGCUAUUCCGUCGUCUCCGGGUUCAUCUUCCUCCGGUUCUUCGCGCCCGCCAUACUCGGCCCCAGGCUCUUCGAUCUCACCACUGAACAGAUUGACCCGCAAACGAACCGCACUUUGACGCUGAUCUCCAAGACGAUCCAGUCUCUUGGCAACCUGGUGAGCAGCCGCUCUGCGCAGCAGGUCUGCAAGGAGGAGUACAUGGCGGAACUGUACCGCAGCUUCUGCACACCCAGACACGUGCAAGCAAUCAAGCAGUUUCUCGAAAUAAUCUCCACAAGUUCGGACACACAGAACAACAAUAUCCAGGAGUCUCCUGUCCUACUCAAAGAAGGGACGAUGAUAAAGCGGUCGGAGAGCGCGCGCGCGGGCGCCGGCUCGCCGCGGCGUCGCUGGACGCGCGCCGCGCACGCGCACUCCAAGCGGAGACACUUCAGGCUCACCAGCGGGGAGCUGACGUGGUCGCGCAGCGGGGCGAAGGCGCCGGCGCACCGGCUGCCGCUGGCGGGCGUGCUGGCCGUCGCCGCGCUCGACUGCCCGCCCGCCGGCGCCCCGCUCGGCGCCAACAAUAUCUUCCAAAUUGUGCACCGCGAGCGCGUGCUGCUGCUGCAGGCCAACAACUGCGUGGAGCGCGCCGAGUGGGUGCGGCUGCUGGGCGCGCUGUGCCGCCGCGCCGCGCCCGCCGCCCCGCACGCCGGCUACUACGCCGGCGACACCUGGACAUGUUGCGGUCGUGCGGAGGCGGAGGCGGAGGGCUGCGUGGGUGCGGCGGGAGUGGGGGGUGGUGUGGGCGAGGGCUAUGCGGAGGAGCGCGGGCGCGGCGCGGCGGCGGCGCUCGCGCUGCGCCUCGACCCCGCGCGCGACCUGCAGCGCCUGCACGCACUGCUGGUGGCGCACGCGCAGCGCCUCGACGAGCGCCGCCAUCGCCCGCACGAUGGCGCAACGCUGGAAGAACGCGAGGCGGAGGCGUCCACGUUGUGUGAACUGCAGAAAACAAUAUUCGACCUGGAGCACCAGCAUCGCAUUUACAGGCGGUCUCUCGCUAGGGAGACCAAAUAUGGCAGCAAACAAGCACCGAUAGGAGACGACAACUACCUGCACCUGGCGGGCGCGGCGGCGGCGAGCGCGGAGGGCGGCUCCUUCUUCUGGCGUACGUGGAGGUGCGAGAUGUCGCCCACCGUCGACCUCGACGGCAAGACGCUGCCGCUGCAACAGACCUCCAUCGACAUCGGCUCCAGCACGGAGUCCCUCAAGCUGGCGCGCCUCGCCGACGAGCGCUCCUCCGGCAAGUCCAACAAGUCCACGGGCAGCGGCUACCUCACCAUGUCCUGCCUCAAACACGAACCCUCCGAAGACAGCGACGCGUCCACCGAAAGGCCUGCGCGGCCGCCCAAGCCGGCGCGGCUCUCCCCCAUGCGAACCACCUUCUCCGCACCGCCCGCCCUCUGCGAGUAUGUCGACGUCGAGCUUGAGCCCCCGCGGAGAGGGCCCAAGCCUGACCUCGCACCCAGGCGGCCCGACCUAGACGUCUCCAAUCGGUGCAAAGAGUACGAGCUGAUGGCGAACUUCAUGAGCCACGCGCAGCCCUCGGACGAGGACGCCCCGCCCGCGGUGCCUCCGCGAGGCAACACCGCCGCCAGGAACAGACUGCUACCAAAACCGGACGUCGAACUCCGGCGGUCCCGAGAGCGAUCCACCCUCGUGCCCGUCACCGGCGGCUCCUGUCACAGCUUGUCCUGCGAGGGAGCCCGGGAAGGCCGCGAGAGCCCCGCGGAGGCCAGGCCGCUCUGCAAACUCGACACCGUCUCCAACGACGACAGCCUCCUUGCCGAACUGCAACGUGACACCUACUGCGUGUUGAAAGUGUGCGAGGACGAGGGACAGGAGCGCGAGACGAGCGAAUUGGAAUCCGAGGGCUCGAUAGAUCGCAAGGAAAAAGAGGACUUUGGAAUGUUUUCAAGAAUAAGUAUACAGAGGAAGUCGAAUCCUAUAAAGACACAGCCGACCUCCAUAAAGCCCCUAAAAACGUCGAGCUCGACGUCGAACGUCCACGACGCCGGCACAAACACGUCGCGACCCUUUACCGAAAGAUUGACGCCGUUUUUCUUGAAGAAGAAACCGAAACCGCCGGACGAGUCGCAGGCGGCUAAAGGUGUGCGCAAAGAGGACAACCUUAUAGGCAGACUGACGCCGCGGUUCGGCCAGUCUCGGUUGUACGGGCGGGGUCAGUCGCUCGAACUAGCCCCGCCUGAAAACCGUAACAAGCGUAUAGAGCGCUCCGCCACCACGGUCAAUAUACAAACGAGACCGAUCAAUUCCUCAAUAGUGGCAAGCUUUAAGUUCCUCAGCCUGCACAGGUACGGGCCGCAGGAGGACGUCCAGUGUCGCACGUUCGUUCGCAACGAGGACGGCGAACAUCUUACGCCGAAAGCUGAAGCCCCGACGGGCGCCGUGGCGCGAGAGUCGUCCAGGGAGGGCGGCGAGAUGGAGUAUAUAGUUAGUGAGGAGGACUCCUUGAACGGUGCUUCGUGGCGACGCACACACGGCCCGCUGCUGGCGGCCGCCACCAACGAUAUCAGACUUUAGUGACUGAAGUUUUAGAGCUAAGCUCGAGUGUUGUAUAUUGGUGAAUGUCAACGCAAGUUGUCCUCGCGGCACACACUGGAACAGCAGUAUUUGUUUGUUUUCUUGCGUGUACGUGCGGUGGCAGUGUGCGUGUACGCUGGCGGUGCAGUAUUAAAGGCCUGCAACCGAUGCCAGAUUAUGGUGCGAUUGUAAAUUAACUAGAAUAGCAUUGUAUUUAUUUCUAUAUUUUUCGAACUCCUUUUCGUCGACCUGAAGCAUGUGCCUCCCUAGUUCGUAGUGGUGCUGAAUGAACUUUGACUAGUGUAUAGCGUUAAUACUCAAAAGGUGCCAAGCGUUGUGUUGUGCUCGUCAGCGGGUGAAUGGACUCUCAUUCCUGUAGCGCAAUAAUCUUAUGAAGCUAUAUCCUAUACUAAAGAGUUAGAUAUAUUUUUGUGAUUGGUAUCACUGUCCAAUGUUGAAUCUAUCGAUACGAAGUAGAAAACGUUAGCAUAUUGUAUAUUUUAUUUUGUGUAUGUUAUUGUAAGAAAGGAUGCCAUGGUGUAAAUAGUUUUUGACUGGUCGAUAGGCGAAUUUAUUCCCAUCAAGUUCAAUAAAUUGUUUUUUUUUAUUUAAUUGCUAUUUAUAGCCAACGAAAUUGAACUUAAAAUUGUAUGAUAUUUGUAAUAUAACAUUUCACACACGACUUUCUUGUUAUCGUAGCGAAUGCACACAAACUAACAAUUUUAAAUGUUAAAUCUCUUUUAAUGGAUUGCAAUGUUUAAAGAUACAUAUUUUUCAGAUUCCAAAUUUUAUUGUUACAAUGAGCAUGUUAAAAAUUAAAUGUACUUAAAAUUGAUAUUAUUAAAGUAAUUAUUUCAUUUGUAUUUCAAAUGUAAGGAAUUAUUGUGAAUGUUUGCGACUGUACGGGUCUCACUGAGCCGCACUGAUUCUCAUUGAGCCGCACUGGGUCUCAUUGAGCCGCACUGGGUCUCGUUGAGCCGCACUGGGUCUCAUUGAGCCGCACUGGGUCUCACUGAGCCGCACUGGGCCUCACUGGGCAGGCCUACAAGGACGGCCUCUGCCGACACCAUUACUUAAGCUGUGAUUCUCUUUAUAAACUCAAAUCAUAUUUUACCUACUCUAAUAUAGAAUAGAAAGAAACAGUCAAUUGUACUGCUGUAUGCGGUAAGCAGGCAUAUUGUAUAACUAUGUUAACAUUACGUAUUAAAUAUUUCAAUUUUUUAUUAUAUAAACUUUGAAAUGGUACUUUGAAUUAAAUUCUUUGAAAAAAAAACUUUAAAUUAUAUUCUAAAUACAUUGUUGUCCUAUUUCUAUUGAGAAUUAAUUUAUAAGAGAUAUUCUUUAAGAUGAAAUAAAGUAAUGU